AUGACAGAGCGCCCCGCGGCUCCGUCGGCCGAGGCGUUCGAGGCGCACCUGCGGGCCCUCGCCAGGGCCCUGGACGUGCAGGUGGGCCUGGUGCGAAGCGCCCUGGACCUGUGCCCAGACUCCACGCGCGCGGAGCUUCUGGAGGGGGCGAUCAGCAAGGUCGAAGUCGCGAUCGGAGAUCUCCAAUCCGAUCCCCCUGUGGACGCCACCGAUGCUGGCGCCGAGAAGCCUCCAGCGACGACCGUUGUCAAUCCCAUGUUGGGCAAAGCCGGCGAAAUGUCGCAGUGCAGCCACCACAUCACCGACGGGAGUUUCUGGCAGCGCAUAUCGAUGAACUCUGGGGUGCCCGAAUGCCUCGCAAGUGAACGCGGGUCCGCCGAUGAGGUCACUGUGUCGGCCACCGUAGACACCACUUACCUCACGCGGCGCAAGGGUUCGGUGGUCAGCGAGAAGCAGGCCUCCUCAGCGUGCAUCGGCGGUAUGUUGAACCCGGCCUGGUCUCCAAGGCAGGCUUGGGAUCUGGGGGUAAUGUUGCUGAUCUUGUGCGACAGCGUCGUUCUGCCGUUCCAGCUGGCAGAAUUUCACACCGAGCCCGGAUUCGAUGAUUUCUGGCGUUGGUUCACGGUCGGAGUCUUUCUGUGCGACGUGGUGCUGAAUUUCUUCACCGGCUAUCUUGCAGGCAAGGACGACCCGAAUCGGCAGGAGGGGACCCUUGUCACCGACAGGGCCAGCGUUGCAAUCCGCUACCUUCGCGGAUGGUUCUGGAUAGAUAUGCUGAGCACUGUGCCGUGGGCCGAAGUCGUAGAUCUUUUCCAGCAGACCAGAGAGACAGAUACGUCUUCGGCGGGCCAACUUGCAAAGCUUACCAAGAUUAUCAAGCUGACGCGGCUUCUUAGGCUACUGAGGAUGUUACGCCUCGCCAAGGUGUCGGUCAUCUGGGAUCGUCUGGAGGCCCAGGUCGGAUCGAUCACCGUCUUGAAUGUGGUAAGUAUGUUGAAGGUUCUUGGCAUCUGGACUGCAAUCUGCCACUGGGGCGCCUGCGUUUGGUGGAUGGUUGGCAAGAGGGACAGUCUGGUGAUGGUCCUCACGAUGCAGGGCGACAGCACCAAUGAGCUUCACUGGACGGAGCUGCCGCGCGUGCACAGCGUGGACGAUGAUUUCGGGCAGUGGAGAUGGGUGGACAGGCCUGCGUCGGAACAAUAUGUGUUCUGUUUCUAUUGGAUCUUAGGAGUCAUGCGAACCAUGCCGGCCGAGGUCACGCCCGUGAACUUGACAGAGAGGGUAUUCGUCCUUCUCUUCAUGUUCUUCGCCGUCAUGGCCUUCGCCGUAAACAUCACCCGUAUGACUCAGGCUUGGUUCAGGUUUGGCGCGCGCAGGGACGCGUUCAAGGAGGAGAUGGCGUGCGUCCGCAUGCACCUGAGAGCGAUGAAUUGCGGGGAUGCUCUGCGGGCGCAGACGCAGACAUACCUGAGCCACCUCUUCAAUAAGAGGAAGCUCCACGCCAAGGAGAUGGGCCUGCUGGGCGCCCUGCCAGAGAACCUGAGGCGGAAGCUGAGCCAGGCACACAGAGUACAUUACCUCAGAAGGAUCCCGCAGCUAUACAAUUGGAUGGACUCAGCCUUGCAACAGGUUUGCGAUGCCACCGAUGUCGUAGACUACCUGCCCGGCGAUAAGCUUGCAGAGAGGGACCACGACGCCGAGGCCGCGUACGUGCUCAUGGGGGGGGGCUUGCAGGUCUACGCGCACUCGCGGAACAGCCAGGUCUCCACAAUGGUGAAGUCGUGGUCGUUGUCGUCGAGCCGGAGUUGCAGCCGCCCGACCAUCGUGGACGAGCAUUGCCUUUUCGAGCUCGGGAAGACGGUGCAGAGCAGAGAAACCGUGGUGGUGUUGGAGUGCUCGGAGGUGCUCCGCGUAGACAGGAAGAGAUUCCACGAGGCGGUGCGGUCCCUGCACGCCAAGCACAAUCGGGCGCUGGAGAAACGCCGCGAGGCGGAGAUGCGAGAGCUGCGCCUGGACGGCGCAGACUCGCCCAGGUCAGAAGGCAGCCUGUCUUCUUCAGCAGCCGUCUGCGGCCACAUGAACCGGCAGGUAUCGCCAAUGACAUUCCGGCCACGCAGCUUGGCGCAGCUCCACGACGAUAAUACCAAGCUACCCGGGGGAGCCCUGCACCACAUCGUGGCUGGUACCGCCACCGCUGGAUAG
Messenger RNA from Prorocentrum cordatum, 2202 nucleotides. The record is from the annotation of a GenBank genome assembly. NCBI's taxonomy places the organism in Eukaryota, Dinophyceae, Prorocentrales, Prorocentraceae.